GAAAAAAAGGUUAAAUGAAAAAAGGGUUAGCGAGGUUAUGGCCGGGUGAAUGAUAACAACAACAAUUACAGAGCAGAGAGGAAAGGUAUAUAAGAAGGAAUGGGUGAGCCGAACUCUUCUGUGUAGUCGAAAAGCAGAUUUUCUCUGUUUCUUGAAUCUUGAUGAUACAUCCACGCCUGCCUGCUUCAUUUUCUAAGAUUUGCAGUUAAAAUUCGAUUCGAGACUGUCUCUGUCUCCAAUGGAGGAUUUCAUCAGCAAUCUGCCAGAUGAGGUUCUUGGCAAGAUCCUGUCUUUACUUCCCACAAAACUUGUUGUUUCCACAUCCGUUAUGUCCAAGAGAUGGAGGAAUCUGUUGUUGCUUGUAGACAACUUUGAUCUGGAAGACUCAGCAACUAGUGGCUUCUCUGAUUUCUUGGAGAAAACGGUGGCUCACUUGAGCACUUGUCCCAUCAAGAGACUCUCUCUGAGUGGCCGUUAUGAAAUACCUCGCUCUAACUGUUUGAUUGUCACUGCCCUCGAUCGCGGAUGCUUGGAACUACACUUGCAAUCUCGAUAUCUGCAUCUAGGGAUCAGGAUCUUGUCGAGUAACAACACGUUGGUUAAACUCACACUUUCAAAACGAACUGAUCUUGCAGGGCAUGUUCCCCCUAAGGGCACAGUGUUCUUCCCGGCCCUCAAGACACUUUCUCUCGGUGCACUUGUGGUUAAUGAAGAACUUUACCAGUGGUUCAUCUCUGGCUCCCCUGCGCUCGAGGAACUAUUUAUACGUGAGUGUUGUGAUGACCCGCCAACUUGGAAGGGGUCCGUGUUUAGUAAAUCCGUCAAGAGAGUCACGGUUUAUUUCCAUCUUCCUCGUUUCUCAUGGGCUUAUGAUGAAGAAGUUUGGUUCAACACAACGAGUCUUGAGUUUCUUGACUACUCUGCUUUUGUCUCCCAAGGCUAUACUCUUGUUGAUGAUAUGCCUUCCCUCGUUGAAGCUAGACUAGAUCUUCGAUUGUGGGAGCCUUCUGUCUCUUAUGAUAGUGAUUAUAUUUAUCAAUAUUUUGAUGUUUACCGUCCAGAGGAUGUUUUUGGUAAUGUUACAAAUCUCGUUGCGGGGAUACGCAAUGUUGAGACCCUUCACCUGUCUCCCGAUGCUCUUGAGGUGUUUUUCUUCUGCUGCGAUUACAUGCCGGUCUUCAACAACCUCCGUAAUCUAUCUUUUGAGAGCGACGAAGAAAAAGGAUGGCAAGCAUUGCCUCUUGUGCUAAAUAAUUCUCUACGUCUUCAUACUCUAGCUAUCAAAGGUCUUGUGCAUAGAGUUACUAGUAGAUGUGGGGAUGCAUGCCCCUGCAUUAGCAAGACGAAGAGGGGAAUGUGUUGUUUGUCGGCAUGUCGAAUCAAGGUGCUAGAGAUUACAGGGUACGGAGGAAGUUUUAGAGAGCUGAAACAAAUGAGGCAUUUUUUGGGAAAACUGCAAUGUCUUGAAACUGUGAGAAUUGGUGUUCAAAAGGACAGCAACAAGUACUUGCGAGCCAAUCUAACGAAUCUUCCUAGAGCUUCACCAAAGUGCAACAUCCAGUUCAUUUAAUGCCUCUCUCUCUCUCUCUCUCGUUGUAUGGCUGAGAUUUGAUGAUGAUGUCAAAGAGACUAAACUUUUGUUAACAAGUUAACACUUUUGUUAGUAACAAAAAUAUGACACUAAACUUGUUUUU
Molecule: messenger RNA, 1694 nt
Organism: Camelina sativa (false flax)
Lineage: Eukaryota; Viridiplantae; Streptophyta; Magnoliopsida; Brassicales; Brassicaceae
Product: putative F-box protein At1g64540
Molecular function (GO): protein binding
Source: RefSeq, a predicted model, not a curated record